AUGGCCGUCGUCGUCCAAACUGCUUCUGCUGCUGUUGCUGCGCCAAAGCAUCUCUCCGGCGAAAUUCCUUCGAGGAAGCUGACGCGGGAGGAGCUUCUCAAGACGCACAAGACGUAUCUGAAAAGGAACGAUGUGAACCCAGAUGCGCCGAGGCCCGUCAAGCAACCGGAGCUGACUGAAGCCCAAGCCGAUACACGAUGUGAGAUACCCUUGAGCGACUUGUGUGUCGAGACGCACUAUCGCGGGCGCGGGAUCAUCGUUAAGAUCAUCAGCCCGCCAUACAUGGGCGCAGGCGCCCCCGAUUCGUCUAUCCUGUCGGUCGUACCCGAGGGCUGCAUCGUCGCCGUCAAGGAGUCGUACUACAAGCACAACGGCGCCGCGCUCGACUACAUGAUCUGCGUCGAUCACCCAUCUGAUGUGGUCCUGCUGCGCGAGGAAGAACAUGAUGAAUACGACUUCGCAACGAUGCUGGCGUCACUCAACCUGCAGAGCGUCCACCUCGACUGCGGCUCGUUUUUGCGGAAGACGCGCAUUGCCGAGUCGCAGCACCACGGUCGAGGCUUGUUCGCCACUGAAGCCAUCAGAGCCGGCGAGCUGGUCUUUGUCGAGAAGGCGACACUCAUGCUCAACCAGUACGAGCCGAUGCGGGCGUCGGCUGCGCUAUACGCCAUGACUUCGUUCUUGGGCGACAUGCUAAUCAGCCGGGCGACGCGCGACAUUAUAGCGAGCGAAGAACUCUUUCAGCAGUACGUCCCCGUCAAGUCACUCCUCGACCGCAAGUCCACGCCAGCCAUACUCAACCGUCGUCGCGACGCCGUUGCAGCCGUCGAGAAGGCUUGCAACAAACGCCAGCCCGGCCGCGACGGUGUCAUAGUUAUGUCUAAUACUAUCAUACGCAACACUAACCGUCUCGCGUACCAGCUCGAGGACCUACAUGAACCCGAGGUUUAUAAUAGGCUCAUCGGCGCCCAUCGUGGCCGCAAGAAUCACGCCAAGGUAAUCAAGUACGGCCUCAAGGUGCUGCGGAACUUUGGCUUCCUCAGCGUCCUAGCGGUGGCCGACGAGGAGAUAGUAGCGGCUGAUUGGGAGCCUAUGAACAUUUACACGCGUUCAGGCGACGCCUCGCUCAUAACUUGCGCCGAAGCCGUCGAGUUUGGGUACCUCAUUGUCACGGGAUUCAAGAACGAUUCAAGCGUAAUCGAGGCACCAGAGUAG
Lasiosphaeria miniovina is the source of this 1215-nucleotide messenger RNA. RefSeq lists its product as uncharacterized. NCBI's taxonomy places the organism in Eukaryota, Fungi, Ascomycota, Sordariomycetes, Sordariales, Lasiosphaeriaceae. The record is from RefSeq and is a predicted model, not a curated record. The transcript has 7 exons. The coding region runs from base 1 to 1215 and encodes 404 amino acids.